Messenger RNA from Catharus ustulatus (Swainson's thrush), 7911 nucleotides. It is a transcript of the gene DIAPH3, whose product is annotated as diaphanous related formin 3. NCBI's taxonomy places the organism in Eukaryota, Metazoa, Chordata, Aves, Passeriformes, Turdidae. Gene Ontology annotation, biological process: actin cytoskeleton organization; actin filament polymerization. Gene Ontology annotation, molecular function: actin binding; microtubule binding; small GTPase binding. Bases 16 to 3339 code for a protein of 1107 amino acids. The transcript is spliced from 26 exons. Gene Ontology annotation, cellular component: actin filament; cytoplasm. The record is from RefSeq and is a predicted model, not a curated record.
CCUGCUCUGCCACAUAUGAAGCAGUCACAUUCUACAGAUUGGUCAUCCACACCCAUGGACCAGGAGGAUUUUGCUACAAAAACACUGUCAGAAAGAGAAAUCAUAGCACUGUUUGAAAAAAUGAUGGAAGAUAUGAAUUUAAAUGAAGACAAGAAGAUGCCAUUGAGAGAAAAGGAUUUCAAUACCAAAAAAGAAAUGGUGAUGCAAUAUAUUAGUACUGCUUCCAAGUCUGGAAGCCUCAAGAACAGUAGGAAGAUUUCUCCCCAAGAAUUUAUUCAGGAUUUAAAAUCUGGGUCAACGGAUGAAAGACUAGUCACUUGCUUAGAAUCUCUCCGUGUGUCCUUGACUAGUAAUCCUGUCAGCUGGGUUGAAAACUUUGGCCGAGAAGGUCUGGGACUACUGUUGGAUGUUUUGGAACGAUUGGUUGAGACAAAAAAUCAGGACAGACUUGUGAAGAGGAGUCAGCAUAAAGUAAUACAGUGUUUGAGAGCCUUCAUGAAUAAUAAGUAUGGGUUGGAAAGAAUUUUGGGAGAAGAAAGGAGCCUUUUGUUGCUGGCCAAAGCAAUUGAUCCCAAGCAAACAAACAUGAUGACGGAUAUAGUUAAACUGUUAUCUGCAAUGUGCAUUGUUGGAGAGGAAAAUACCCUUGAAAAAAUUUUGGAAGCUGUAACAGCAGCAGCGGAGGAGAGGAAUGUUGAUAGAUUCUCUCCUAUUGUAGAAGGUCUUCAGGAUAACUCAGUUCAGCUGCAAGUAGCUUGCAUGCAACUCAUCAAUGCUCUCGUUACAUCUCCUGAUGACUUGGAUUUUAGGCUUCACAUCAGAAAUGAAUUUAUGCGCUGUGGAUUGAAAGAGAUAUUGCCACAUCUACAAUGUAUAAAGAAUGAAGCACUAGACAUUCAGCUGAAAGUGUUCAAUGAGCAUAAGGAAGAAGACAUGAUUGAAUUCUCUCAUCGUUUAGAAGAUAUUAGAUCUGAACUGGAUGAAGUAAAUGAUGUUUACAACAUGGUGUGGAACACAGUUAAGGACACUAGUGCUGAAGGAUAUUUUCUUUCUAUUCUCCAACAUCUUUUGCUGAUAAGAAAUGAUUAUUUUAUCCGUCCACAGUAUUUCAAAUUAAUUGAAGAGUGUGUGUCACAGAUAGUGUUACAUCGAAAUGGAACAGACCCAGAUUUCACAUAUCGUAAGAGAUUAGAUAUAAAUUUCAGCCACUUACUAGAUGUUUGUGUAGAUAAAGCAAGAUUAGAAGAAUGUGAAGAGAGGGCUUCUGAACUUUCCAGAAAAUUUGAAAAAGAUUUUGUAGUUCAUCAGGAGACCCAGGCCCUGCUGCAAAAAAAAGAGGAGAGAAUCUGUGAACUUGAAACAGAAUUACAAGCUUUUAAAUCACAGUAUGGCUCUGUGCCACCUGGUUUUCUGCCAUCAACUCAUGGAGAUGCAUCUGUUGUUCCACUGGAAGGUGCAGGACCACAUCAAUUUCCACCCCCUCCUCCUCCACCACUGCCUUCUAAUGGAGCAAUUCCACCACCACCGCCUCCCCCUCCUCCUCCACCACUUCUGAAUAGCUUGGGAGCUCCUCUGGGUUUUGGUGGCGCUCCUCCACCACCGCCUCUGCCAGGCCUGCCUGGAAUACAGUGGUCCCCACCUUCAUGUGCUUUGCCAUUUGGAAUGAAGCCUAAAAAGGAAUUCAAACCUGAGGUUACCAUGAAAAGACUCAACUGGUCUAAGAUCAGACCUCAGGAAAUGACAGAAUCCUGUUUUUGGGUUAAGGCAGAAGAAGAGAAGUAUGCGAAUGCUGACAUGCUUUGCAAAUUGGAACUUACAUUUUGUUGUCAGAAAAGGGUAAAAAGAGAGGAGGAGGAUUUUGAAGAAAAGAAAUCCAUUAAGAAACGAAUCAAAGAAUUAAAAGUUUUGGAUCCUAAGAUUGCGCAGAAUCUGUCAAUCUUCCUUGGAUCUUUCCGAGUGCCUUAUGAAGAGAUCAAAAUGAUGAUAUUGGAAGUAGAUGAAACACAGCUCUCAGAGUCCAUGAUUCAGAAUUUAAUAAAACACCUUCCUGAACAAGAACAACUGAAUGCAUUGUCCAAGUUCAAGAACGAGUAUAGCAAUUUGUCUGAGCCAGAGCAGUUUGGAGUUGUGAUGAGCAACGUGAAGAGACUACGGCCACGGCUCAGUGCUAUUCUUUUUAAGCUUCAGUUUGAGGAGCAGGUGAACAACAUCAAACCUGACAUCAUGGCUGUCAGUGCUGCCUGUGAAGAGAUAAAGAAGAGUAAAAGCUUUAGCAAGCUGCUGGAACUGGUAUUGCUAAUGGGAAACUACAUGAAUGCAGGUUCUCGGAAUGCACAGACCUUUGGAUAUAAUCUCAGCUCGCUAUGUAAACUGAAGGACACAAAAUCAGCAGACCAGAAAACAACGUUGCUCCAUUUUCUGGUAGAAGUGUGUGAAGAAAGCUAUCAGGAUGUCCUGAAUUUUGUUGAGGAUUUUCAGCAUUUGGAUAAAGCUAGUAAAGUCUCAGCAGAAAACCUGGAGAAGAGCCUCAAGCAUAUGGAGAGACAGCUUCAACAGCUUGAGAAGGAUUUGAAGACUUUUCCAGUUCCUGAAGAUAAGCAUGAUAAGUUUGUAGCAAAAAUGUCAAGCUUCCUCGUUCAUGCCAAAGAAGAUUUUCAGAAAGUUUCACGGAUGCAUGAGAACAUGGAAAAACUCUAUCAGAACGUGAUGGGGUAUUAUGCCAUUGACCUGAAGAAAGUUUCAGUGGAGGAGUUUUUAACGGACUUAAACAACUUCAGGAUGAUGUUCAUGCAAGCAGUAAAAGAAAAUAUGAGAAGAAGAGAAGCAGAAGAAAAACAGAGACGUGCUAAAAUAGCUAAGGAGAAGGCAGAAAAAGAAAAACUAGAGAGACAACAAAAGAAAAAACGCUUGUUAGAAAUGAAAACAGAAGGUGAGGAGACUGGAGUGAUGGAUAGCCUGCUGGAGGCCUUGCAGUCAGGUGCGGCUUUUCGAGACAGAAGGAAAAGGACACCAAGGUCCAAAGACAUACCACAAAAUCUCAGUCCAACCACACAGCGGCCUGUGCUGAAAGCUUGUAACCAUGAGAACCAGAAAGGACAGCCAGAGAAGCCAUGUUCACACCACAGUAUCAGUUUAAACUCAACAAGAAGCCUAGUCACCAAAGAAGUUACAUAUGAUGUGGAAACAAGUUCUAAGGUGUUGAACAAGGCUGUCGGGAGAAGGGAAGCAUGUCAUGGAGAAGGUGUCAAAGAAAAGAAAAUAGAUCGUAUCGGGUCCCCUUCUAAGGGAGAAGCCAUUCCAGAAGUAGAAGCUCUCUUGGCAAGACUGCGAGCACUAUAGAAUAAUCAUAUAACAGAUUAAAUACAAACAAUAGCCUACACUACAUCUAUAAAGAAACAGUAAUUUUCUAUUUUUGAUGUUAUAUACUUCUGAGUUUCUAACUUCUCUGUGGAUGAAUGAUCUAAACUUUGUUUGCAAGACUAUACAAAACAAUACUAUAGUUUUGCAUAACUGCACGAUGAUUUUUUAUUAUAUGUUUUUACUUAAUAAGCAUACAAAAAGUAUCAGAAGAAAAUAAAUACUAAAUUGUUCCAAAGCACAAUCCUUUUAGUGGACAGACUGCUAACCAUCUAUUUUGAGUGCUUCUGAAAAUAGGAAUAUCUUUUAAUAUUGUUAAAUCAUCAUGUCUGGGAAUAGUGUCAAUAAAUAACAGAAAAGGUAUUCUUAUAUUUUCUACUGUAAUUUCUAUAUUUAGAAGGCUAAAGCACUAAAAAUGUAUCAUUAUAAUGUCCUUUACAAUUACAGUAAUAUACAGUAUCAACCAUAUUCCAGUUUGAGCUCAUCAGAGAGCACCAAAUCUUGCUGAAUUAUAGAUAUAUUUAUCACAUGGUAAUCCAUGGGCAGCAAACAAAAAAUCUAUGCAAAUAAUAUACUUUAUGUGUAAUUAAUAUAUCACUGCUUUUAAGGUUAUUAUCAUUAUUAUAUAAAAAUAAUAUAUACAAUUUCUUUGAUUGCUUUUCAAGUGCAUCUUUAGUGGGGGAAAAUGCCUUCACAGUUAUUUACUGGUGUAAAAUUUUAUCUUUUCACAUGCGAAUUAAUAUGUUUCUAGAAAAGGAAAAUGUAAUGGGGAAGAUUUUUUCAAUUGGUUUUUCACAAACUCAUUUUCCAGUAGCCCAUAAAGUCUUACUUGUUGGCACAACAGGAGUAUUGCAAGUGAUUGCAUCUCUUUUAUCCCACUGUUACUCUACAGUGUUGUGUGCUCGCUAUCAUAUUUAUUAAUUGCACAUCAGAAAGAGUUGCUACCAAUGUUAUCAAGUAGGGAGCUAUUGUUAGUCUCCUUGCUCCAUUAUUUAAAGCUUCCUUAUUAUAAAAGUCUAUUAAGAAUCAAAUAUCUUUCUUCUAAAUUACUUUAUUUUUCUUUACAAAAUGCUGAAAAAUAUGUCUUUCAAUAAGAGUCAGUUACAUGAAACCAGUGUUUCAAUGCUCCAGUGCUUUUUAUAUCCUUGUUUAAGUUGCCUUUGUACUUCCUGCACUAAACAUUAAUAAAGUUAAUUAGAACUUGAAAACUGGGCCUGAUUACCCACACGGCAUAGGGGUUUUUAGCCAUCAUGGGAAUCAAUCUCCUGUUUCUGGGACUGUUGUAGCUGUCAUUAGACACUAAUUACAUGUCCCGCCUUUGCUGAAAGAAGAGAGGUAUUAACACAAGUCAGGGAAGGAUUCAGAGCAGGCCUGUCAGGCAGACUUUUCUUCAGCUUCCCUUGCAAACAAUUGGCAUAGCUGUCAUACAGAGACACCUUUGGUAACUUGAAAUAUAUCUUGGAUAUAUAACUUGAAAUACGUUGACUGGUAGCUGUUCCACUAAGGUUUUCUGCACCUCCAGUAUUAAGACUUACUACCCCUAUUUACAGGGUGCAGUAAAAAUUACUAUCUAAAAUGGCCAAUACAAUUGACUACAUAAAGUGACAUUUGAAACACAAAGAAAAUGCCUGUUGAAGGGGAAUAAAAGUUAGCAGUUCACUGGAUUUUGUCAGUUUCCAGGGAUGCUAAAAUAAAAGGGAUAAAAGUAGAGAGUCAUCUCUUAAAUAUUAAGAGGAUGACAUACCAAGUGUAGGUGGAAGUACAAAUUAUUUUCAUGAACACUAUAAACUUGUUCAUUUGAAUUAAUGAAUGAUACUCUACCUGAGAAAACUGACAGUUCAGGACACUGCUGCACAGCUGAUCAAGCAAAGAAAAGUUACAAAACUAUCUACUGAAUUUUGCAAUGAACAAAAUGCUGCUAGAAGCCUAGUAUCUCCUGAUUUUAAAAUAAAUAUUUGUCUUUAAAUUACAGAAUUUAAGCUCCUUUUUUUUACAGUUUGGGAAGGUGUUAGAAAUGUGUUCCAGGGCUUUUAGUCCUUCUAAGGUACUGCGUUUCUGAAUUAAUCCUUUCAAGCAGCCAUCGAGUAAAUUUGCAGAGGUUUUUUUUUCUGUAACAAGGCAAAUAAAAAGCUGUGCAAUUUCUUAGAAUUCGUGUAAAUACAGUGUGCAGGUUUUUUUCCUCCUUCUUUUGUCCUGCUUCUUUGUACCAUCAUAAGUUAAUCUUCUCAGAGCUAAAGUACAUGGUCCAGUUGACGUACAUACUAGGUUUUCUUUCUACAUUUUGUCUGUCUUUAAUUCCCAUUAGACACAAAAUCAUAUACAGGAUGUUUUUGAUAUGAAAAAUGCUAGUAUUGCCUUAUGAGUUCAGGGAAACAAUAACUUUGAAAGUAUUGCAGCUGUAUUUAUUUCUGUGAUUUUAUGUUUUUAUAAAAGUAUAAAACUCAGCUUGUAAAUUAUAUAGAGUAAAUUGCUUUAAAUAAAUUUAAAAAUUAACUCAUUCAGUUUAAAAAUUAAAGUUAAUUCAAUCUUGGAAUGUUUAGGGUAGACCUUUAUUGGUAUGUGCUAGUCAUUUUUGGUAGGUAUUGAGUCUACUCCUACAACUAUGGGAUUGAGCCAUGAACCUUUUCUGUUAGAUGCAAACAAAGGUUCCACAUAUUGUGCCACACCCUCUCUAAUUCACACCUGAAAAUUAAGUUUUUAUAAAAACAGCUUUCUGAUCUAGUCAAACAUAGCUGUUCAGAUAAAAGCAUUUGAAGUAAUCAUGCAAGGCUCUUUCCUUACCUGAGCAGCAGACAAAAGGCACAAACAUCCAUGACUGUUCUUUCCAGUACAACUGUAAAGGUAUAACAAAUAUUUUUGAUUCUUCAUAUGCAUUUUGGAUGACUUUUUAUUUCACUCAGUAAAAGAAUUUUGAUUACUACAUCAAUUUUUACUUCCUGCAGACACUAUGUUGUUUGUGGUGGUGGUCUAAAUUUGUAUGAAACAGGCUAAUGUUUUGACCUUAGAAAGGCAGGAAUGUUUGGAGCAGUCUCUUCAAACUGCUCACAGCAAAGCUUGACACCUAACUCACAAGCUGUAGGUAAUACCCCAGUGUGUGUAAGCCCAGAAGGAAAAGUGGAGGAAGUGCCUUCAUCACAAAAAUGUCCAACAGUACCAGCACCCGAUGGCUGCCAUGAGAUGUGAUACUGCUCUAGGUUGGGCACUUCAUUAAAGAAGUAUGGAUGAGCAAUCUGAAAAUACUUAUCUUUAUUUCCCAAUUAUUAUGGCAACACUACUGCUUAAGAGACUGACAGGACCAUAUGUAGGAAAAAAGUCUCAGGUGCAGUUGUUACAGUUUUUCUCCAACACAGUUUUCUUUCUUUUCCCUCAUACAACCAUUCCUCAGCCUGGUCAUUUAAAAGUCACACUCUCCAGAAGUGCAGGAGUUAAUGCUGACCAGCUGGAGGUGUUGCAGCCCUGCAAUCUUUUAUAAUAAAAGCUGAGAAAGACGGCAUUUACUGCUAACACUUUUGCCAUGUCCAUUUCUAAUGACCAGGACCAAAUUAUAAUUUUUACACUAAUCUUUCCAAGCCUUACCAUACUCAGUAAUUAUAAAACAAAUGGGCAACAAACAGGGGUCAAUAAACCCAAGCUAUGGCACCCAAAACAUUAUAAUAAGCAAGCAGGGUCAAGUGAAAGAGCUCAGCAAAAAAAAAGCAAUUGCAUGACAACAUUGCUUUCCUCAGGACAAAAUAAAGCAUUACUAUACCAUUUUCUAAUAUUUUUUAAAUGUGAUGUAUGACUUUUACGCAACUGAACUGCAGCAGAAAAAUAACUUAUUUUGGGUCUGAGGAACUGUUUGUCUAGUUUAUGAAAUAAAAAGAAUUAGAUAAGUUGCACUUUAUCAAUUUUUUAUCUAAUUUUAUGACAAGAUUCCUAUAUAUAAGAAAUUACCAUCUGCUAUUAAGUUAACUAUGGCACCGACUAAUGAACUUGGUUUACAUUUUAUUAGCACAUGAAGCAAGCACAUUUUUUUCCUUUUCGAAUACACUUUCUCCUUUGCACUAUUGUGUGUUUUAGCUGAAGCAUAGUAUUUAGAAGAGGGCUCUACAUCUCACUGUAAAAGCAUGUUUGAUAAUGCAUUCUGGUCACUCUGACAGUGAAAAAUAAACAAGAGGUGUUCAGACACAAUUUUUCUCCCUCCCAGCCUCAGAGAUAGCCAUUAAGUUUCAUACUUUAGCUGAGUACAUUUAAACUCCUCUGUGCUUCUUCUUCCAUAAUGCAGCUUUUUCUUUUUGUGAUCCAUGCAAUGGUAUACACUGAAGAAUUGUUAAGGGAAAUAUUUUCUAGCAGCAUACCAAAAGGAAACUAAGCAGAUGACUUGCAUGCAACAUCAGCCCUAUAUGCCGUAGGAGGCAUAACACUUGAAAUGUAACACAAACAGGCAGAUAAGGUAUUUCAUUCCACAGAAGGAAAAUGACUCCUUUCAUCUAAAUGAGUUUAUUCCACUGCUGAUACCAGAAUUGUAUGUAUUUUGGGAGGAUAAUGUACCCCUAUUUUUAAAUCUGUGUUACA